AUGCAAACCGCAUACCCUGCCAAGACGCUGCCAGUGGAAACAACAAAUGCUGCUCUUUCUCUAAGCAUAGGCCAAGAAGGAAGCUUGGGUGAAGAAAAAGCUCUCUUUCUGCCUUCAGGCGGCACCUCGGGUAAAGUUUCGCCGGCCAUGAAUCAACCUGGCGAAAACUGCAGACAAUCUUUGUCCCCCCCACUUCCCAAUGAAAACCCUUGUGCUUUGGCCAGGUCGAAUAGCUCACUUCCACAGAAUCAGAUACAGACCCGCGAACAGGGGGUCCAGCCUGUCGUGCUUCACUGCAAGGACAUAAACUACUCAGUCGCUAUUCCACAAGACGGCACCUUCAUCUCCAGGGCAAUAAAGAGGCUGUGCGCUCGCAAAAAGCCAACUGCAGGCGAAGCCGAUGUCGAAGCUGACAAACGCCGAAAGCUUCGAAAGGAAAUAUUGUGUCUUGAUGGCAUAGAGCUUGUUUUCAACCCCGGAGAUUUUGUUGCUUUGAUGGGCAGCAGCGGCGCCGGCAAGUCAACUCUGUUGAACUGCCUGAGUGGCAGAGUCUCGACGGGUUUGCGAGGGGAAGUCGACAUGAACGGCAGGCCAUGUACACCACAGCUGUGCAAAGAACUCAGCUGUUUUAUUCAGCAAGAAGAUCUUAUUUUCGGAUACUUAACGGUGGAGGAGCAUCUGCACUUUCAAGCAUCUCUCCGCCUGCCUAAAGGAACCACAAAUGCAGAAGUGAAGCGUACAACAUCGUGUUUGUUGGAGUCGUUUGGUCUGGCACAUAUUUCAAAGUCAUUUAUUGGAGGCCCACACGAGGCUGCCCGAGGGUCGAUUUCGGGUGGCGAAAGGAAGCGGCUUUGCAUUGCAAGCGAGCUUUUGAGUAACCCAUCAGUAGUUUUUGCAGACGAGCCCACCAGUGGUUUGGAUUCCUUCAUGGCCAAAGCCGUCUGUGAUCAGUUGUAUACUCUGGCGGCCGCUGGUUGCACAGUUCUUUUAUUAGGAGAAGGCCGUGUUUUAUACUAUGGAGAUCGGCUGGCAGCGAUUGCCUGGCUGGAACAUUUGGGCGGUAAGCCCUGUGAAAUUGAUGCAAAUCCAGCGGAAUAUAUUUUGAAAGUGACAUCCCUUCAGCACCUUGACAUGACAGCAAAGACGAAGCGCCUACAUGAAUGGGCUGAAGCAUGGAAGCUCAACGGUCAAGCAUUCCUCAAAAACUGGGAAGAACAAGGAAGAGACAACUUCAAGCAGCGCAGCUGCACCUUUUCGUCCAUACUCGAGCCUGUGGGAGCUACAAACACCUACAGAGUUGAAGAAGCUGACGGGGAAGGGAUGCCUGUGGGCCAAGGAGAGGACUGCAGGGAAAACUGCUUCAGGGUCAGCAUUGAUGCCAACAAGAAUGGGAUUGCUGAUGCUGUUACGACUCAGCAAAGUGUCUUGAAUGCACUAACAUCUGUAGGAGCUACAAGAAAUGCCCGGAAGAGCAAACGUAUUUCACCCUUCACUGAGGCCUGGGUCCUGACAAAGCGAGGACUGCUUUUGCGACUGCGGGACCCAUCUACAUCGUACAUUCGUCUAGCCGCGACUUUAAUUACAGCGCUGUUACCCUCAUUCAUAUACUUUCAGAUGGGAUGGAACCUGGGAGAUGCCUGGAAUCGUGUCUCCGCAUGCUACCAAAUCGUAUUAACACAGUCUCUCGCAUGCCUUUUCAACGUUGCAAGCCUUUUUCCUCAAGCGCGGCCGGUGGCGCAAAGGGAGUAUGAGUCAGGUGUUAUUCGCAUGUGGGUGUAUUUUAUUGGAACGUCGACUAGUGACACUGUAUUAUUUCUGGUUUUCCCCCUCAUUUUUCACUUGAUUACAUUUUUUAUUAUGGGUUUGGCUUCCUCGGCCGCCAAAUUCUUCCAAUCUUUGGGCAUCUUGCUACUGUCAGUUCUAUCCCUCCAGUCAUACGGCUACUUUAUUUCUGCCGUUGUGACCGAUGAAGUCGUAGCACUCGCGGUGACGCAGGUCAUCCAAGUUGUCCUAGCCCUAUUUUCUGGAUUCAUGACACAGAUCGACCAGUUGAGCCCCUUUUUUAGAGUCCUUGCGGCGUUAUCGCCAUUCAAAUAUGCACUCUCGGCUUUUAGCGUUACGAUUCUUGAAAACGAGUACUUCAUUGGUGAGGAGGGAGAAAGAGUUUCGGGAGACGCCUUUCUCGAAGGAACAUUUGGAAUCAAAAGAGAAACAUUCGCUUCAGAUUUGGGAGCCCUGGUGGGGCUUAUCGUCGUGUAA
Eimeria tenella is the source of this 2259-nucleotide messenger RNA. Its product is annotated as ABC transporter, putative. Bases 1 to 2259 code for a protein of 752 amino acids. Gene Ontology annotation, cellular component: plasma membrane. The transcript is spliced from 16 exons. The record is from RefSeq and is a predicted model, not a curated record. Gene Ontology annotation, molecular function: ATP binding; ATP hydrolysis activity; ABC-type transporter activity. Lineage: Eukaryota; Apicomplexa; Conoidasida; Eucoccidiorida; Eimeriidae.